Messenger RNA from Aspergillus homomorphus CBS 101889, 1803 nucleotides. Its product is annotated as aminopeptidase P family protein. The transcript is spliced from 10 exons. Lineage: Eukaryota; Fungi; Ascomycota; Eurotiomycetes; Eurotiales; Aspergillaceae. The record is from RefSeq and is a predicted model, not a curated record. Gene Ontology annotation, cellular component: mitochondrion. Bases 72 to 1577 code for a protein of 501 amino acids. Gene Ontology annotation, molecular function: metalloaminopeptidase activity; manganese ion binding.
GGAUUCCGAACCAUACGUGAACAGAUAAGCCUUGGUCACCUUCAAUGGUGGUGACUAGUACCUCAAUAAGCAUGUCGACAUGCAAAUCUGUUCUCCGCCAAUGGCCUCGCUAUCUCCGCCGCCAAACCCCGUCCGUUUCCCUGUCGCAUUCUAAUCGGUUGGUGCUGCAACAACGACCGCGUCUUGCGCUUCGCCGAACAUAUGCUUCCAUCUCCGCCGCAGAACUCAAAUUCGGACAGCCCCUACACGAGACACACCCUCACAUCUUGAAUCCUGGUGAAUUGACCCCAGGAAUCACCGCCCUCGAAUAUGCCCAGCGCCGCUCGCGACUCGCGAACAAAUUACCCAAGCAUGCCGUAGCAGUGCUGGCUGCCUCCGAGGUUACCUAUCGCGCAGCGGGGAUCUUCAAUGAAUACCGACAAGACUCCAACUUCUUCUAUCUCACUGGUUUCAACGAGCCCAGUGCGCUAGCCAUCAUCGCAAACGAUGGAUCGGGAAACAACCACCUCUUCCACUUGUACGUGCGCGAGAAGGAUGCAAAGGCCGAACUCUGGGACGGAGCCCGGUCCGGCACCCGCGCUGCAAUUGAUGUGUUCAACGCAGACGAGUCAGGAGAUAUCGACCGAAUCGGAGACCUGCUGCCUAAGAUUCUCUCUGACGCCACGGAGAUCUACACGGAUAUUCCCGCCUUGAACCCUGGCCGAUCGUCCCUCCAUAGAUACCUGUACGGCCCCACGGGUGCCUCCGAGAAGUUGAAGAAACUGGUCGACUACCGCAAGGUCAAGCCCUUGAAGCCGAUACUGAAUGAGAUGAGGGUCUUCAAAAGCGAAGACGAGGUUGUACAGAUGCGCCGCGUCGGACAGGCUUCGGGCAGGGCGUUUACCGAGGCAAUGAGACAGACCUUCACCAAAGAGAAGGAUUUGACUGCAUACCUCGAGUAUAACUUUAGGCGGAAUGGCUGCGAUCACAGCGCAUUCGUUCCGGUUGUUGCGGGCGGUUCGAACGCAUUGAGCAUCCACUACACCAGAAAUGAUGAUGUCCUCAGAGCUGGAGACAUGGUCCUCGUGGACGGUGGCGGAGAAGCGGGCACCUAUGUGUCUGACAUCACACGAUCUUGGCCUGUCAAUGGCAAGUUCACCGACCCUCAGAAGGACCUGUAUAAUGCCGUUUUGAACGUGCACCGUAAAUGUGUCUCCCUCUGUAGGGAAGAUGCAGGAAUUAGUCUGGACCGAUUACAUACGAUUGCUGAGAACGGUCUGCGUGAUCAGUUGAUACAACUUGGGUUUGACGUCUCUGGAGACGCAAUGGGAAUCCUUUUCCCUCACCACGUUGGACACUAUGUUGGACUGGACGUCCAUGACUGCUCCGGGUACUCUCGAGGCUAUGACCUGCGGGCAGGCCAGUGCAUCACAGUUGAGCCUGGACUUUAUGUUCCUGAAAGCGACCGUUGGCCAGAGAAGUUCCGGGGUAUCGGUAUUCGCAUUGAGGACAGCGUUUGUGUCGGAGACGAGAACCCUAUUGUUCUGACCACCGAAGCCGUCAAAGAGGUCGACGACAUCGAAGCCCUCCGGGAUUAGGAUAGAAGGAACAGGAACAUUGUAUAGAUACCCUUCUGAUUGAAUUGUAAACUAGAACAGCUCUUCUACUUUCAUAGGUGAUUACCGUGUGUCGGUGCAGGUAAACAUACAAACCAAGUUUCCAUGAUGGAAUAGACGUCAUACAUUUUAUGUUGCAUCAAUCAAUGGUUGUGACUGGACGCGUCCCGGUUUGGGUCAAUGUCGAGACAAAGUGUGCAAAUUUAAG